Messenger RNA from Chanos chanos (milkfish), 1665 nucleotides. RefSeq names its product premelanosome protein b (gene pmelb). Lineage: Eukaryota; Metazoa; Chordata; Actinopteri; Gonorynchiformes; Chanidae. The transcript is spliced from 10 exons. Gene Ontology annotation, cellular component: melanosome; plasma membrane. The record is from RefSeq and is a predicted model, not a curated record. Gene Ontology annotation, biological process: melanosome organization. The coding region runs from base 1 to 1665 and encodes 554 amino acids.
AUGGCUUUAGGUGCUAACUUUCCUGACCUGCGGAAAGUGUGCCAAACAUAUUACCGGGUCAUAAAUCCUUGGCUGUCUCAUCUCAGGGACGGGAUCCAAAAACCCACAACAAUCCCAAACAACUUGAGCAUUGUUUCAGGACUAACAGGUGACCACGUAAAGUUUGAUGUGGGCAAUGACGCACCAACGCUAACUGGUGCUAAAAUCACCUUUACUAUCGAGAUCAUUUUCCCAACCAACCAGGUGGUGUUACCAGAUGGACAGGUCGUGUGGGCAGAGGACUGUACAAUUAAUGGCACCCAUUACCGUAAGAGACAGCCUGUGUACCCUGAGGACAGUUCUGUCGAUGAGUGGAAUGGCGUUUUCCCUGAUGGUACCACUCUCAGUGAAUUUGGAGACAAGAGACCACCCUACGUGUUCGUGUGGAAAACAUGGGGGCAGUACUGGCAGGUCUGUGAUGGUCCUUCAUCCUCUCUCACCAUUGACACGCAUGGAGUUCCUCUUGGUUCCUACAUGAUGGAUGUUGUUAUCUAUCACUAUCGCAAAAAGGACAAAUUCAUUCCUCUGGGAUAUGCAUCCACACAGUUCUGCAUCACAGAUCAGAUUCCCUUCUCAGUUGAGCUGUCCCAAGUGAAUGACAUUGAUGAAGGUGACGAGAGGUUUGUUCAGAAUCGAGCUGUUGCCUUCACCAUUACUCUUCAUGACCCCAGUCAGUACCUGAAAGAUUCAGAUGUCACCUUUAACUGGGACUUUGGGGACAGCAGUGGCACUGUCAUUUCCAGAGAGCUCACCGUGACUCACACCUACAUCAACACUGGGUCCUUCAAGCCUCAGGUGGUCAUACAAGCAGCUAUUCCUGAUCCUGGCUGUGCAACACCUUCAGAUUUUUCAACCACCAUAAGUCCCACCUCCCAAACCUCAGAUCAAAUCACCAGGGCAGCAGCAGGCCUGAGUGCAGACAGAACACAAACACUGGGAACCCAAAAAGUCAAGGUGGUUGAGAAGCGGCAAGCCCCUGUCAGAGAAGACUGUGUGAUUUAUCGUUAUGGUUCCUUUUCCACUGAUAUUGAAGUUGUGGAGGGCAUUGAGAGUGUGGACAUUGUGCAAGUAACCAAUGGAGAUACCGGUAUGACACUUGAUUUGGAAGAUAACGCAGUGGAUUUCACCAUUUCCUGUCAGGGCAGUUUGCCAACACGGGUUUGCACUGUGGUGUCGGAUGCAGACUGCAUCUCGCCAAUUAAGACCGUCUGCAACUCUGUAACACUCUCACCAGAGUGUCAGCUGGUAAUCCGGCACUUCUUUAACGACUCUGGUGUCUUCUGCAUUAAUGUGUCUCUGACUAACGACGUCAGUCUCGCUCUCACCAGUGCAAGGGUUAGUGUAAACAUAGAUAUUUCCCUCUUUGACUUCUUAUGGUCAGACUCUAGGCUGAACCCCACCGUCAUUGUUGCCAUGGCACUGGGGCUCUUAAUCAUCACAUCAGUGGUGGGGAUAGGUUCCUUGACUUACAAACAUUUGAAGGGGUAUCAUCCGUUGAUCAAAGUACCCUUUGCAGGCGAGAGUGACAGUGUUGCGUGGCGCUCUGCGCCUGCUCUCCGGAGGAACCUGGUGAUCCCUCUUCCGCAAGAGCAGAAGCAUCCACUCUUCCUGCAUGGAGUGGUGUGA